AUGCACGAGGUCCAAUAUCCUGACUACAAACUGUUUCCAGCCGCUUUUGAAGCCUGGUUGCGCGCAAAGUUUGGCGAUCCUACCAUUGCAGUUGAGUGCAAAAACGGACAUUUUGUGUUCAAUUUGCCAGACGGACAAUAUUUGACUGAUUGCUGUAAUAUGUCGCCUGAGUACCCCUGCAACCUGCUGAAGCCAUGCCAGCCAAGACGUACCCUCGAAAACCAUCGCAAGCUACUCAUCAAAUUUAUUAAUUCCAGUGACUCCCGUGCACCAUUAAAUUGCUCCUAUGAAAGCUUUGUCUACUUGUUGUCAUUCUAUCAAAUUCCGGCAAGCUUUCUGGACUUUAUCUCUUCUUUCGGUCUUACCAGGGAGCCAACGGAUUAUCAAAUGACAGGCUUCAACGGAUUUGAUACAAUUGAAACGCCUGAAGACAAUCGCAUCAAGAUUCCCAGACUUGGGCGAUCAGGCCAAGGGCACGGGACACAAUAUCUGCUGCGCUCUGUGGAACAAUCCACUGGUCCCGAGGGAGAAACCACAUGGAAUAUCCGUCAGAUGGCAGUCCAUCACCAGUAUGACUUUGACACUGGCAAGGCUUUGUGGCUGACGGUCAAGACAAAUAGUGUCAUGCAGGAAAUGAUAAAGGAGGCAAUUACGGAUGAUCCCAGUCUCAGCCAGACUCGGACUGAGGGGUUGCCCAAGUCAUUUUCGGCAACAUUGCUGACCCAUCUCAUUCAUCUGCAGUGGUGUGACGAGUCUUGGCGAAAUUGUAUCAAUGACUUUGAAAAAAGCAUCAGAAGUGUUCUCAAAAAGGCAGAAACAGCAAGAGUCCAUCAGCAGCCCAGCCGCAACUUGACUAUCAAGCGAGCCUUGACCAACAAAUCCAACAUCAAUGAAAAGGACGCAUCAGAAACAUCCACCACUUUACAAAGGACACGGCUCCAAUUUAACAAGAGUGUUUUGAAGCCUCUUACGUGGUAUUUGUGUUUAAUAUCAGCAAAAGAAGACACUUCCACAGCUGUCCCGCCUGUCCCACAUGGGAAGAAAGUUGUUGACGAGGACCUCUCAAGCCAACUCGAAGCCCUGAUGGUCCUCGAUACGUUUUCCAUUAAUGAAGUUCAAAGGCUUCAUUAUCUUGGGGAACAACUUGAGAGGUUCCGCCUAGUACUGCAAUUGGAUCGACAGACACUGCGCGAUAUCGCCGAGCACUACCAAGAUUUGGCAAGUAGAGAUGCCUUACCCAACCAAAUUAAAACGUCCUGCAAGGCCGAUUUGGCUUCUUUUUUUCGACAGGUGGAACGUAUCAGAAAGAACCUGGAGAUUCGAGUAACCCAAGUUGAGUCCCUCAUAGCGUGGCUGCAUGAAGGCAAAGUACUGGCAAGUUUUGAUGGCAUUCUCCAAUACCGUAGUACGCAGGUCAGCCACAUAUUCACCGAGAGCUCACAUAUCCAAUCAGAGAAGAUGGAAAAGAUCGCAUACAAGACAGAAAAGGAGACGAUCUCGAUGCACGUUAUCACGUGUGUCACACUUGCAUUUCUGCCUGGCACAUUUGUUGCUGCUUUCUUUCAAAGUGGUCUCGUCGAGAUAAAUCAGGCUGCGAGUGGCGUUCGAGGUGCUGUCACCUUCCAUUCUGGGGCUUUCAAACUAUUUGCAUUAAUAUGCUUCCCUCUGAUGUUCAUCACCUUUGUGCUUUGGAUUCUGCUAUUUAAUCACCUGGCUCGUAGGGCUCGCAGACGUGAAGAAAAGAGCAAGGUGUGA
Molecule: messenger RNA, 1755 nt
Organism: Fusarium venenatum
Lineage: Eukaryota; Fungi; Ascomycota; Sordariomycetes; Hypocreales; Nectriaceae
Source: RefSeq, a predicted model, not a curated record